This is a messenger RNA of Drosophila albomicans, 1946 nucleotides long. RefSeq names its product probable G-protein coupled receptor Mth-like 8. The transcript has 6 exons. Lineage: Eukaryota; Metazoa; Arthropoda; Insecta; Diptera; Drosophilidae. Bases 251 to 1753 code for a protein of 500 amino acids. The record is from RefSeq and is a predicted model, not a curated record. Gene Ontology annotation, molecular function: G protein-coupled receptor activity.
GCCAGGUGCGGAUGGGAACAGAUCUGAACCGACUCAGUUCGAUUCGCUUUUGUGUAAUUUAGUCGCAGAUUCGACGUCAUCGAGACAGUGCAUUAGGAUUCUUUCACCAUUUCGCUAUUUGGUAUUCGAUAAUUCGAGAUAAACACGCAUAAAUUGGCAUAAACAUAAACAAAAGCGCGGUGAAUGUGAGAGAGUGGGUGAAAAGGCUGCUGAAGGAGUAGUGAAAAGGGGAGUGGGAAGGCAAGCAAGAAUGUUUGUGGCCACGACGCAGUUGCGUCGCUUUUUGCUUUGCGUCUUCCUCUGGCUGUUGACUCAGCGUGGCACGUGUGGCGCCUACCACGAAGAGGGGCGCUAUCCGUGCGCCUUCAUCGACACCGUGAAUAUCACGGGCAGCUACAGCAUGGGGAGCAACAUGAAUGGAUCGUAUCUACACAACUGGACAGUGAUUCCUCGUGAGCUGGUGACACCCUACGACUUUGUCAUCGAGAAUGGCAUUCGAGUGCCUGCUGUGCGACAUUUGCGUGCCUGCGUCUGUCGCCUUCGUCCCUGUGUCCGCUUCUGUUGUCCUGCGGGGCAAUUCUAUCAGCUGGAGACGCGUCGCUGUGUGGAUCACCCCGAGGUGCCUGGCCAUAGUCACAUGACUGUACAGCUGCAGAAUGGCACCCAAUUGCAUCAGGAACUGGGUACUUGGUUCUCCGUUCAUGUGGAAUCUCCUUGCGAUCACAUGCGAGCGGUGACCAAGGACUCGGAAUAUCUCCACUGGACCCUACAUGAGAACGGUUCGAUCACUCAUCGCGAGCAUCAUUUCACCAAACACUAUUGCUUCACCCCGCUCCUCUUCGGCAACAGCAGCUGGAGCUGGCAACCUCUUGCCUGCGAACCCGAGAAACUACAUUUUGUGCUCGGCGUGCGCGAAUGGACUUAUGCUAUAUGUCUCUUGAUCUGCAUUAUCUCGAUGUUCAUUGUGCUGAUGGUGCAUCUGACGUGCUCGGAUAUGCGCAAUAGUUUCUACGGCGUUGCUGUCAAAGCCUAUAUGAUCUGUGUUAUCUUUGGCUAUGCGCUUUUGGCACAUCUUACGCUCCACGAUCCCGCAAAUCUGUCAUCGGCCGCUUGUCGCAUCAUACCCAGCUUCGCGUUGCUCUUCCUGGUUUUGUCCUUUUACAUAUUGAGUUUCAUCUCGUUCAAAUUAUAUCUGAGCUUCCAUGGCGUGGUGUUGACUAAACUGAUGUUUUGGCUGAUCUUGAUACCAAUUGUCAUCAUCGCCAUUGGCUGGUCUUUCUAUGUGGGUUUCAGUUAUCAUGGCGCUAAGUUAGUGCUUGGAGGCGAUACUUGUUGGUUCGAUCCUCGCAACUGGACUGUGAUGAUCUAUUUCUUUGCUCCCAUUUUCAUUGCCUGUGCCAUCAGCUGCUUCUUUUAUAUUCUCACUUUGAUUUGCAUCAGCGAAGAGCCCGAUGUUGAUUCAGAGAAGAGCUUUGAGUCCUUGGAGCGAAAUCGUUUGAAGUCCUUUUGGAAAUUCUUUUCCUACACUGCACUCAUUUGGUUCAUUUACAUCUGUUCCUUUGCUGUCAACUAUUAUCGUGAAGAGCGAUCUCAUUUGAACUAUGCAGUUUGUCUCUGCACCGCUUUUCAUGGCUUUGCUGCGCUUUAUGCGCUUGUUGGCAAAAAUCAACAAAUACAAAACUUUUUACGGCGCAUUGAGGAUAAUAACGAUGAGGACACCGGUGAAAACUCUGUGCACAUGUACAUUUAUUGAUGUCAGCACAGUUUUGUUGCCGCUGCACAGUUUUAGAGCGACUGUUCGCAAUGUAGAGCGAGCAAUUAGUCGUGACAAACACUUUUUAACAGCAGCUAACCAACGUGACUCUAGCGGAGACUUGAACCUAGUGCAGCUUUUGCAUUGACUGAAAAGCUUUUUUUGAAACUAACGGAAAUUAUGAAGAUGUAUU